GUGGACACACAGGUGGGCAGAGGCUGGGGCUCACUCCCAGGCUUCAGGUUCCAAAUGCUUUGCCCGUUUGCAGACACACAAACCACACCAGGCUCUCCUGGCGGCCCGGGGGUGCCCUGUGCCCUGUUCUCAUCAGGACCUGACCCGAGAGAGGCGCCUGACCCCGAGCAUCCUCCUCCUGCUGCUCCCCGCAGUGUCCCCGCUAGUUCAGCACAGCCACCUCCCGCUGGAGGAGCGCAUUUGUUCUCGAAGCGCCGGGGCCGCGCUGCCCGUCCGGGCGAAAGGCUGACAAAGAAAGGCGGAAAGGGGAAAAGCCCCGACCCAGUGCCCGCAGCUCCGGGCGGAACCCCGGCCACCCCACGGUGGCCCCGAUGGAAUUUGGGGAGCGGCACCCGGAGCGUUCGGUCCCCGCUGCCGCAGCGGCCACGGAGCCAGCCCGGCCCCGGGACCCCCGCCCAGGUAGGCGCCGCUGCUUCGCUCCCUUCUCCCUCUCACCGCCUUCCGUCCCCUUGGAUUUUCCCCCGCCGUUUCCCUCAAGCCAUUGAAUUCCGGCGAUUUUACCAUCGGGCAGCGCCGCGGAGAGCGGCGGCCGCCGCUCCAUCCGCUACCCGGGGAUCCCGAGUGAAAGCGCCCCCGGUCUGGCUGCGCUUCCAGCGGCUCCGGGCAAAGGGACCGACCGCAGGCGGCAGUGCCCGCAGGCAGCGGUGCCCGAGCGCGGCGGGGCCGGACCAGGGCCGCGGGGGUCGCACCGGACCCGACAGCCCGGGCUGGGCUGAAGCGAUGCAGAAGGGUCCGCUCGGAGAGCGGCUGCCCGCCGGGGCACGCAGGGGCCGCGUUCCCGCUCCCCGUCCCCCCGCAGGUCCCUUACCUGCGCUCCGGGCUCGGCUCCCCCGCCGGUGUUGCCGCUCCCGGCGAGGCACGGACAGGGAAUUUAGGGUCUUCCCGAAGCCCUGCCGCCCUUCCCGAGGGGGGUCAGUGCCGGGGAUGCCUCCCCCCGGCCCCGGGAUCCCCCCGGUCCUCCCCCCGUAUCGAUUCCAGUCCGGCGCUGGCAGCGUUUAGGCCGGGAUUGGGGGAUA
Messenger RNA from Passer montanus (Eurasian tree sparrow), 1076 nucleotides. RefSeq names its product basic proline-rich protein-like. The transcript has 2 exons. Bases 55 to 1059 code for a protein of 334 amino acids. NCBI's taxonomy places the organism in Eukaryota, Metazoa, Chordata, Aves, Passeriformes, Passeridae. The record is from RefSeq and is a predicted model, not a curated record.